This is a messenger RNA of Thermothielavioides terrestris NRRL 8126, 1722 nucleotides long. RefSeq lists its product as uncharacterized. The annotation marks the transcript as partial. The transcript is spliced from 4 exons. NCBI's taxonomy places the organism in Eukaryota, Fungi, Ascomycota, Sordariomycetes, Sordariales, Chaetomiaceae. The record is from RefSeq and is a predicted model, not a curated record.
GAUCUGAAGACCGUCUUCCUGUGCGCCAAGAUCAAGCAACUCCGCUCGGCUGUUCUCGCAAACGCUACCGGCAUUCGGCAACUGUCAGAUGCAAUCGACAAGGAACAGCAGGUCGUCCGGGACCUCGUCGGGCGAAUCGAGGUACACAAGAAGCGGCUUCGCCUCGAGGAGGCCAAGAAAGAGUACGAGGAACGCCUGGAGAGGGCCGCGCCGUGGCGAGACCUGACUCCGUGGAGCGUGGAGCUUCCUCGUGCGCCCAUCCGUCGCUCGCCUCGUCCGGUCCGCCGGGAGCUUCCUGAACUGCCCUUGCACGCUGCUGCUCGGGCGGCGAGGGAGAUUCAGCCCAUCUACCCCCAGGUGGCGCCGAAUUUCGCUCCCGGUCCCCUCUUUCCGCCACUGCAGCACUGGUGCCCUCAGGAGGCCUUGGUCCCGGCUCCCGCGCCAGCCCCUGAGACAAUCCCCUUCCAGCAUGCGGUGUUGGCCCCGCCGGCCGAGCCGGAGACGGUCGACAUUGUCAUGGUGGACGCACCAGACUGGGUGGAGGACGAGGACGAGGUGAUGGAUGUCUCCAUGGUGGAUAUCGAGAUGGCCGACGCUCCCUACGAGCCGCUCCUCUGCCAGGGCUCUCCGACUCCGGCGCUCUCUGCUCUGCCUCCUUGCUUCUCUCCUGUGUCGACCGAUCUUGCAGACGCAGCCAUGGAGGUGGAGCAAGAGCCGCCGAGGCUCACCUUCCCGACUCUCCCUGCCGCUGAUGCUGCUGCUUUUGUCCCGCCGCCCACUCCGAAGGACAACGCACAACUCCCGGUUGCAACUUCUGGUUCGCGCCCGUCUAGCUCGCUCGUCCCGCCGACCGAACCCCGCCUGUCCGACGACAAUUGCGCCAUGGUGGAACAGCCUGCCCCCGCACCGGAACCAGAAGCCAGCCUUCCAGCAGCAGCCUUCCAGUUCUCCGCCGCCGCCUUUUCAGCCCCGACGCCAACCUCGACCGAUGAUGGCCCGGCUCCGUUUAUCUUCGGCCUCACGGCCCCGGCGCAUACGCAAUCGACCGCGCCGGCCGCGGAACCGGCCACCAUCAGCUUCAGCUUCGAGGCGCGCGAGCCUCUCGAGACUCGUGGCGCCGCGAAGUCCAAGUCGCGACCCGGGCGGCGCCAGCAGGCUCGAUCCGCGGCCGCGGCCUCGGCCAGAGCUGCACGCCUUGUCGCCGCCCAGUCCGUCGCUCCCCAGUCCUCGCAGGCGCCGGAGGCCGCUACGGCCUCGCCGCAGCAGCCUUCGUCGCCCAGGGACAAGGGGAAGGGCAAAGCCUCCACGCCUCCCCCCGAGGCCGAGCCUACUCGCGUCGCGACUCCCCCUGAAGCACCGUCGGCAUUCGUGGACGAUCUGAUGCCCGGCGAGAUCCUCCGCUCCGUGUGCGAGGACCUGAUCGUGGCGGGCGCGGCCUUCAUGAACGCGUCUCCCGCUGUCCAGUGCGGCAAGCUCUCGCCCUCCUGGGUCAAGCGCUGGCAGCAGAGCGCCCUCGUCCACGUCGGCGAGGAACUCGGCCCCAACAUCGACGAACUGGAGUUUGAGCACGACGAAGCCGCCGCCACUGUGAAGCGGCUUCUCCAUUACAGCUUCCUCCGGUUCCCUGACGGUCCAGACACCGAGGACAAGAACGCCGUCUUUAGGCACAUGAAGGAACUGGCUGCCGAGGAAGGUCUCGAUCUGGGUCGCAUCGAGGUGUGA